Messenger RNA from Vicia villosa (hairy vetch), 582 nucleotides. Its product is annotated as protein MAIN-LIKE 1-like. Lineage: Eukaryota; Viridiplantae; Streptophyta; Magnoliopsida; Fabales; Fabaceae. The coding region runs from base 1 to 582 and encodes 193 amino acids. The transcript has a single exon. The record is from RefSeq and is a predicted model, not a curated record.
AUGGCAUUUGUGGAGAGGUGGCAUCUACAGACCUCGUCCUUUCAUCUUCCUCACGGCGAGAUCAUUAUUACUCUGGACGACAUUGCAUGUCUGCUGCAUCUACCUAUCAGAGGUGCCCUCCUUAGUCACGGUAGGCUGACAAAAGAGGAAGUGAUGGAGAUGCUGAUGGAGGAGCUAGGGGUUGAUUCUGAUGAUGCGCUUGAGAAGGUGGAGGGGAUCCGCGGGGCGCACAUGAGGUUUCUCACCUUACGACAGAUAUAUGAUGCAGAGCUUCUUAUGACACAUCAGGCUACUGGUGAUGAGGAAGAGGCGAAUAUACACAGAGAGCGGGUGUUGAGAUGUUACUUUCCAUAUUUGAUAGGCAUUCAGCUCUUCGUGGACACGAGCUUAACCUACACUGACAUUGUUUACUUGACGUACUUAUCGGACAUUACACGUGUCCGUGAGUACAACUGGGGAGCGGUUACACUAGCCUACACCUACCACCGACUAGGAGAGGGAUGCCUGUGGAAGGCGAGGAUUGUGGAAAACAGCUAUACCCUCUUAGUGGUAACAAACUUUUAUCCUUAUACAUUUUCUUAA